CCAUUUUGAUAUUGAUAAGGGCCUUACGAUGCACACCUAAAAAAGAUCCACACCUUUCAUCCAGACCAUUUUCAAUCUUUAUAUAGCCUAGGCCCAGUCUAAACCUGUAAAAGAAGGGUGUUAGGACUUGGGGUUUUAGAGUUUAGCCUAGAGAAUUUCUUUUGGGUGUCUGCUCCCUUGCUCAGUGAAAAUGCAGAAGCGAUUGCAGAUUUCUCUUUUCAAAUUGCUUUUGAGACGCCCCUUUGAACGUUCCCCGAAACCCACAAAUCCUUUCCCCCUCCAGUCGCGAGCUCUGAUUCCAACCUAUUUCGUUCCGAACUCAAUCGACUCUCCAAACCCCAAAUUUCUCCACACCCCUGUCUCAAAUCUCCACACUUUCACACACCCUUUUAGACCGAACACUCGAGCUCGGUCCCUGACCGACCAAAAUCGGAGAGGACACAGCACUGAGUCUGGAGAUGAGCCGGUGCCCUUGUUAGAUGUCAACAGAGAAGUUGACAUGAUAAACCUCAAGUUUGCAGAGGCAAGAGAGGAGAUAGACAUGGCUUCGGAGUCAAAAGAGACUGUCUAUUUUGAUGAAGAGGCUGAGUGUGCAAGGGCUGCAGUGAAGGAAGUUAUGGACAUGUUUGAAGGACUACUAGGGAAAUUGCCAGAGAGUGAAAAGGCAGCUUUGCAAAGGUCAAUGGGGCUCAAGAUGGAGCAGUUAAAGGCCGAGCUUCAGCAGUUAGAUGAUUAACGAGGACAGCUUCUGGCAAGUAUGGACAAGCAGCAAGUUCUGCAACUUGAUGUCACCAGAGGGCCAGAGGCCAUGUUCAAGUUGAAAAGCACCAAAUGCAACUAGUAGCUUCAUUCAUUUUAUAUACAACUAAAACCGGGUAACUUGAAUUGGACCAGAGAAGACACAAAAGGUGCCGGUUGCAACCAUUUUGACAACGGGAUUUUUCCUUUUUAGUUAAAGAAGAGGACGUCGAUUCUCAUGUGGUGUGCAUGAACUGAUUGUCUUCUUGUCUACCUCUUUUUUUCUUUUGGAACUAUUCUGUUAGGGUCACCUCUUGUCGGGGCUCGUUCUAUAUAUAUAUAUAUAUUCUAGCCGUUUGGGUGA
Molecule: messenger RNA, 1102 nt
Organism: Populus trichocarpa (black cottonwood)
Lineage: Eukaryota; Viridiplantae; Streptophyta; Magnoliopsida; Malpighiales; Salicaceae
Product: embryogenesis-like protein
Exons: 2
Coding region: 191-736 (181 amino acids)
Source: RefSeq, a predicted model, not a curated record